Pocillopora meandrina is the source of this 3123-nucleotide messenger RNA. Lineage: Eukaryota; Metazoa; Cnidaria; Anthozoa; Scleractinia; Pocilloporidae. The record is from the annotation of a GenBank genome assembly.
AUGGCGGUCGGGGCAAGUUUAUUUAGAUAUUGUAUGAGGCAUCCUGCCCGAAUUCUUGUGAUAGGACUUCUUUUGCUUCUUGUGAUCGCUAGCAGGUUUCUCUACUCUUCAGUUCCAGAGCAGCAAAAUGCCCAGGAACUAAAUCUUGUGGCAGGAAGCCUAAUCCAACAUGUUCCCAAGAAUAUUGGCUGGAAGCAGAAUCAAGUGCAGCGUGAAAACGCAAAAAAACUGCAGCAAAGUUUACCUUCGAUGGACGAUGACAAAAAUCCACCUUCUAUGGUAGAUUUGAGCUUUAGUAAACUCAAAAAGAAAGAAGAUAAUUUAACGAAAAAGAUCAAAGGAGGAGUUAAAGACGACAGCAAGGUGGUAUCUGAUGCAGAAUAUAAAGUGAGGUUGAAAGAGGCAGAGGUUGAGACAGCCGAAAAUGAUUUAGAUCACAGGAAAAUGCAAAAUAAAGCACUGAAGAAAGACAUGCAACAUAAGAAUAAAGCUCAACACUCACCGUUCGAAAGCGAAGCAAGUGAUGAAGAGUUAAUUAAGAAGACAUCAUUGAUGGAAGAGAAGUCUCUUGUUCCUAACCAUAAAGGGCCUGAAAAAGUUUCCCAAGAAAACCACAGUGACAACCUCGAUGGAAAUCAAACUGUUAGGAAGAAGAAAAAGAAUGAAAAGAAAGGAGUAACUCCUGUUAUUUCACAGCAAGAGGAGAACAACAUUAUGAUGAUCCUUGCCAAAGUUUCCCAGACAAGCUCUUUAGCUAAAAGGUUCAAACGAUGUGUGUUGUCUAUCUGUGAACACUCCAGCAUAAAUUUGGCUUUUCAUAUUAUAACAGACAAAGUUGGAAAACUUACCUGUGAGGAUACAUUCAAUCAGGCUGGUAAAGUGUGUAAGCACAGCCUGAAUGUGAGUUAUUAUGAUGUUGACAAUGUAUCUAGUGAGCUCAAACCAAUCACUAAAGAAAUUCAGGUAUGUAUACAUUUCCUCUGAUACUGUUUUCUACAGAAUUUUUACAGUGCUAUCAAGGAGAAUUUGUUUAAUCUUUUAGCUCUCAUGGGUGACCAAGAUGGAAUUUCUCCUCACAAUAUCAAUAUAAUAUCAACCAGAUAAGUGAUGAGAAUAAAGAAAAAUGUCAAUUUGGGGAUAAUUAGUUGAUCCCAUACUAAAUUCUCUGAACUAACAUUAUAGGAAUUUUACAGUUGACAGUGAGGAGAAUUACAAAUUUGAUCUGGGAGUUAGAGGAUUAAAAAUAGGACACAAUAGAUGACAUAUUUGGGAUAACCACAAAAAUGAUUCUAGAAUGAAAACUUUUUUUUUUGAGUCCAAUUUAGAACAGACAAUUUAUGGAGAAAGGUGAAGUUUUUCCUCAUUUCUAUUUUACUUUAAGUUUUUGAAACAAAGCCAUGUGAUUGCAGGGCCAGACGCCUCUGUCCAGAUUGGCUCAUGUCAAUCCAUUCAGCCUUACAACAAAAACAUAAGAGUAUAAAACAUCAAUUAUGAUGGAAAUGUAAGAAUUAAUGAAACCUUCUUUUAAAUUUUAAUUCACAGAAUCUCUUCAGUAGUGGCACUAAUUCAUACUUCAAUCACCCUCUUUUCUUUGUAUCCACUGCCAUUCAUCAUGUGCUGCCGCAGACCAUGAAACGUAUCAUAUCACUGGACUCUGACCUGUUUUUCCAGGCAGACAUCAAGCAACUGUUUGCAAUAUUUGAUAACUUUAAAGCCACAACCAUAUUUGGUCUAGCACGAGAGCAGCAGCCUGUUUACCGACACAUUCUACACAUGUAUCGUGAUAGGCAUGCUGGUACAAAAGCUGGAGAACCGCCUCCAGAUGGAGCAACAGGUUUUAACAGUGGCGUCAUGUUAAUUGACUUACAACAUAUGCGUGACUCAAAGAAAUACAACCAGCUUCUUGAUAACAAUGCAGUGAUGGAGAUAGCAAGAAAAUACACCUUCCAAGGACAUCUUGGAGAUCAAGAUUUUUACUCAUUGCUCAACUUGGAUUAUCCUGAUUUUUUCCAUGUGCUUCCUUGUUCAUGGAAUCGUCAGCUCUGCACAUGGUGGAGGGAUCAUGGUUAUGCAGAAGUGUUUAAUUUAUAUCACAACUGUUCUGAGACAAUUCAUGUUUAUCAUGGAAACUGUGAGACUAAAAUGCCUAAUGAGUAACUGAGACUGGCAAGACUGACAUAAAGGCAGAGGAUGAUCAUGUUGAUAAUGUCCUGAUAAAGGCAAACACCAAUGUCUGGGGAAAAAAUCAAAAUGUCCCCCUUAGAAGGGUGUGGUUGUAGGUUUCCUCAGACCCCGUCUCCAGAGGCACCAGCCCUUAGUUAUGUGAAAACAGUAGAGUAACAUAGAAGAUGGUGACCUAAAGCUGGAGACUGACUGGUAACUUAUUGCCUACCAACUGCUCACAUACUCUCUGAAAAGUAUCUCUUUAUAUCACUCUCCACGAUCAUUUGUAUCUCAGCAAUUUAAAAUCAAAGUGCAACAGUUUUUGUACUCUUUUUUUAAUGUUUGCCGUGCUAAUAUCAGAAGCCAUAUUCUCCAUAUGCAUCUCUUUACAUUUCCUCUGGCACUGGUAAGGAGAAUUCCUUUAACAAUCAAAGCCUCUUAGGUUGGUUGUCAUUUCCUUUAUUCUCACAAUGUUAAUGAAUGAUUCAGCAGUAUUACUGUUAGGAGAAAUUAGAUACUGGUCACUCUAAGAGUUUAAAGGGUUAAUUCCCCAGAAAAUCCAUACUCACUAGUGACACUACAAGUUUUACUUUUUGUUGAUUUUUUUUUUUGAGGCACAUGAAAAUAUAAAUGUUUAUAAAGUAUAGAAGAGAUGUUUUAUGUUUAUGGGAAAAAGCAAGAGAAGUUAUCACCUGUACAUAUUCUGUUAUUCAUUUUACUGGUAUUGGGUUCAUUUUGCCUAAAGGUGAAAUAUAUGAAAUGGACACAUUUUUAACAUUACAAAUUAAAUGAGGUAUGUAAAAAAAUAACAAAAAAAAAUCAUCACAACAACGGCUGUAGUCUUGUUGAGAUAAGAGACUUCUCAUAGAAAGAACUUUGUUUGGGAGUUUAGUGGAAAUCAAACAAAGGGAAAUUGCAAGAGGUGCUAGCACUGUUUGUACUGGGAGGGUGUGUGUGUGU